AGGACCAGCAGGCAUAGGGCUAAGGCAAUGCAGGUACCAUGCCUGAAGCCGCCUGCCAAGGGCUGUGGAGACGGAGACCUGGACCACCACGCAGCAUCAUGCCCACCCCCGGCGCUGCCACACUGCAGCCCAAGGGCUUCCGAAGGGCCGUCUCAGAGCUGGAUGCCAAGCAGGCUGAGGCCAUCAUGUCACCACAGUUCAUCGGGCGUCGGCAGAGCCUCAUUGAGGAUGCUCGCAAGGAGCGGGAGGCGGCAGCGGCGGCGGCAGCAGCUGCAGUGGCCUCCUCGGAGCCCGGGGACCCCCUGGAGGCGGUGGUCUUUGAGGAAAAGGAGGGGAGAGCCAUGCUGAACCUGCUCUUCUCCCUUCGGGGCUCCAAGCUCUCUCCACUGUCCCGGGCCGUCAAGGUGUUUGAGACAUUUGAAGCUAAAAUCCACCACCUGGAGACCCGUCCAGCCUCAAGGCCACGGGCUGGUGGCCCCCACCUGGAAUACUUUGUGCGCUUUGAGGUGCCCAGUGGGGACCUGCCUGCUCUGCUUAGCUCCGUGCGCCGGGUGUCGGAUGAUGUGCGCAGUGCCAAGGAGGACAAGGUCCCCUGGUUCCCACGAAAGGUGUCAGAGCUGGACAAGUGUCACCACCUGGUCACCAAGUUUGACCCUGACCUGGACAUGGACCAUCCGGGCUUCUCAGACCAGGUGUAUCGCCAGCGCCGGAAGCUGAUUGCCGAGAUCGCCUUCCAGUACAAGCACGGUGAGCCGAUCCCCCAUGUGGAGUAUACUGCUGAAGAGAUCACUACCUGGAAAGAGGUCUACACCACGCUGAGGAGCCUCUAUGCCACCCACGCCUGCCGGGAGCACCUGGAGGGCUUCCAGCUGCUGGAGCGCUUCUGCGGCUACCGUGAGGACAGCAUCCCGCAGCUGGAGGAUGUAUCGCGGUUCCUGAAGGAGCGGACCGGCUUCCAGCUGCGGCCCGUGGCCGGCCUGCUAUCUGCCCGGGACUUCCUGGCCAGCCUGGCCUUCCGCGUGUUCCAGUGUACCCAGUACAUCCGCCACGCCUCCUCGCCCAUGCACUCACCUGAACCGGAUUGCUGCCACGAGCUGCUGGGGCACGUGCCCAUGCUGGCUGACCGCACGUUUGCCCAGUUCUCCCAGGACAUUGGCCUCGCAUCCCUGGGGGCUUCAGAUGAAGAAAUUGAGAAGUUGUCCACUGUGUACUGGUUCACGGUGGAGUUUGGGCUGUGCAAACAGAAUGGAGAGCUGAAGGCCUACGGGGCUGGGUUGCUUUCCUCCUAUGGGGAGCUCCUGCACUCCCUGUCUGAGGAGCCUGAGAUCCGGGCCUUCGACCCGGAUGCUGCCGCUGUCCAGCCCUACCAAGACCAGACCUACCAGCCAGUCUACUUCGUGUCAGAGAGCUUCAGUGAUGCUAAGGACAAGCUCAGGGGCUACGCCUCUCGAAUCCAGCGCCCCUUCUCUGUGAAGUUUGACCCCUACACACAGGCCAUUGAUGUGCUGGACAGUCCCCACACCAUCCGACGCUCCCUGGAGGGUAUCCAGGAUCAGCUGCACACCCUGGUCCACGCAAUGAGUGCCAUCAGCUAGGUGCAAGUGCAUGACCCCACGGCCCCGGGGGCCUGCUCUGGAGUGUCCCACCAACCCUCCCUUGGCUCCUGUCCUGCCCCAGAGCUCAGGCCCAAGUAAAGGCUGGGUCAUGAGCACCCCAGACCCACGGAUGACUGGAUUCCCUUUCACCCUCCUCCCCCUGGGCCCCUGCUGAGCUCCCCUGCUGCUUUCUAGCACCAUGGCUGCUGUGUGUACCUGUAAGAUCCUGUCCUGCUGCCACCUGAGCCCCAGGGCCAUGGGCUGGCCCUGCACUCCCCCACCACCCCAUCUCUCCACCACACUGUUCACUGAUUCAAUAAAAGAAAGA
Molecule: messenger RNA, 1923 nt
Organism: Fukomys damarensis (Damara mole-rat)
Lineage: Eukaryota; Metazoa; Chordata; Mammalia; Rodentia; Bathyergidae
Gene: Th
Product: tyrosine hydroxylase
Exons: 14
Coding region: 39-1595 (518 amino acids)
Biological process (GO): dopamine biosynthetic process from tyrosine; heart development; response to ethanol
Cellular component (GO): perikaryon; cytoplasm; axon
Molecular function (GO): tyrosine 3-monooxygenase activity; iron ion binding
Source: RefSeq, a predicted model, not a curated record